CCCCAGCUCCCCACAAAUGGCCAAAGGCUCCUGGUGAGGCAAUCUCUCUAUCCUUGGUGCCUUCCUCUCCAUGCUGAGUGAUGGCUUUUUUAUCUCCCGAUGAUGAAACACAGCCUUCAGCUGGAGGUAUUUAAGGCGCAGAAACACACCAUCUGGCUGCAGCUGCAGGGCCCGAGGCCACAACCCUGACAGGCUGAGGAAGCACAGAAGCAGCCAUCCUCCAGGACCACAGGCCACGGCAGGCACCCUCAGCAUCCCCGCCGGACUCCACACCUGCCCCUACUGCCAGGAAAGAUGCUCCUCGCGACGUUUAAGCUGUGUGCUGGGAGCUCCUAUAGACACGUGCGCAGCAUGAAGGGGCUGCGGCAGCAGGCUGUGCUGGCCAUCGGCCAGGAGCUGAACCGGAGGGCCCUAGGGGGCCCAGCCCCAGCUGCGUGGAUUAACCAGGUUCGGCUUCGCGGCUCUCUCCUAGGUUCUCAGCUGGAAGACUCUCUCUACAGCGACCAAGAGCUUGCCUAUAUCCAGCAGGGAGAGGAGGCCAUGCAGAGGGCCCUGGGCAUCCUCAAAGACCAGGAGGGCUGGAAGAAGGAGAGUCGGCAGGCCAACGGGGAUGAGGUGCUGAGUAAAGUGAUCCCUGACGUGGGCAAGGUGUUCCGGUUGGAAGUGGUGGUGGACCAGCCCAUGGAGAGGCUUUAUGAAGAGCUUGUGGAGCGCAUGGAGGCCAUGGGCGAGUGGAACCCCAGUGUCAAGGAGAUCAAGGUCCUGCAGAAGAUUGGAAAAGACACGAUCAUCACUCACGAGUUGGCUGCAGAGGCGGCAGGAAACCUCGUGGGUCCCCGAGACUUUGUGAGCGUGCGCUGUACCAAGCGCCGGGGCUCCAUGUGCGUGCUGGCUGGCACGGCCACACUCUACGAGGAGAUGCCCCAGCAGAAGGGUGUCAUCAGAGCUGAGCAUGGCCCCACCUGCAUGGUGCUCCGCCCCCUGGUUGGAAGUCCCUCAAGGACCAAACUCACCUGGCUGCUCAGCAUUGACCUCAAGGGAUGGCUGCCGAAGACCAUCAUCAAUCAGGUCCUCUCGCAGACCCAAGUGGAUUUUGCCAAUCACCUGCGCAAGCGCCUGGAGUCCUGCCCGGCUCUUGAAGCCAGGUGUUGAAGGCCAGCCUGCGGCUCCACCGGCUCCCAGCUGAAUGGGUUUGAGGGCUCACGAGGAGGUCCCUGCUGGAAGCCUCCAAAUUUGUUAAAGAUCUCACCUGAGGACGGUGGGACAGGGUGGUGGCGCAUUUUCAGUAAGAUACUACAGCUCAGCUACUACAGUAGCAUUUUAGUACCAAGAGAAUGGGGACAAGGCUCUUCGAACUUCACUCACUGAUUUGUGACUUUUUUCUUGGGUCCUGACAGCAUCUACCUAAAAAUAUCUUGAAAAUGCUACCAGUUAAGGAAUGCAGGGUGCAGAGGGUGCAAACACAAGGAUCAGGUUGUCAAGCUUGAGAAGGUCAAGAGGUCUGCAGGCAAUGUGUGCAGAUAGUGGUCUUACACAGGGCCUCCCGCAACCCUCUGCUCCUCUACCAAGCGGGUGGAUAGCUGUACCAAAGAGUAAGCAACUCCCACAGCAGAUGGCUUCUAGAAUGGAAAAAAUACAGAACUAUCAGAUUGAUUCCCGUACUUCUUCCAUGACAGGAGUCAGAAUAAAGAAUUGUAACUAACAUAAAAACUUUGUUAGUCUGUACCCAAUUUAAAAUUCUACUCUUUUAAAAUCCAUGAUAGUAAAUGGCAAGCUCAUACUAAAGGAGCCGUGGAUAAAGAUUUUAAUUAAACUAAAUCUCUUCAUUCAAAGGAAAAACUCCAGGGGACUUAAGUCUUUCAAUUAUGUAGGAUCUGUUACCAGAAUCUUUCAUAAAAAUUUAAUUUGGACAAUAUGCACAAGACUAAAUCAGUUCUUAAAAGAACUCUAUAGCUGGUAGCUGAUUAAUGGGCAUUGGAAGAUGAUUUUGACUGAAGAUUUUUAUUUACCUAAGGACAGAAUCAAAAGUGAAUGACUGAAUGGUAUCACUGAGAAAAAUCAAAAAGCAAAUUUUACUACUUUCCCAUUAGUUGCUUGUUUAGAUCUGAAACAGCAACUGAAUCUUUAGUCUGGAGUCUAUUCUGUCCUUAGCUUGACUCGGGGCUGCAAUUUCUCUGCUUUAACAGGUCAACGUCUUACCAUCUUGGAGGAGAUGGCUAGGAGAAGGUGUGAUAGCAUGAGAGCAAAAUCCCUUUCCAAGGUCUGAGAAUUGGUGCUCUAAACAUCUAAGCUGAGAUGGGGUUAUCUGGCUAAAAUACAUAUACAGGAUGAAAACCCAACCAUUACCACUUGUAGUGUUUCCAUUCCAGUGAUAACAGCAUUGAUGAUUUAUACCAUGUGGAAUGUCAUGCUAGCUAAUUAAACAAAUUACCAGUAACAGAAAUGCUGGUAUUUAUUGAGGCAUUGAGACUGUACAACUGAUACAGGUAUUUAUUAAUAUUUAUUGUUUCUUAGUAGUCUAUUUUUGGCAUAGAUGAAAUUAUGUUUCUCCACCCUGGAAGCUUCAGAGAAGGAAUAACAGUGAAGUAUUUCAAGAACAGAAUUCUCCACUCCCAGCUAAGAGAAAGGGUUGCUUGUUGAAAGGUGUGUACAGCAACACAUGCUCUGGUUUCGAGAGAACAGACUAACAGUGAAGAAAUGGGCUUUCAACACACACCAUGUUUGCCUUUUUCAAACUACGCUACUGUGUCUUUAAGGGGCCUGGGGAGAUCUUUUCUCACUUGUUUGAUUUUUCAUUGGAAUAAAAUGAGUUGUCAGUGA
This is a messenger RNA of Capra hircus (goat), 2820 nucleotides long. It is a transcript of the gene STAR, whose product is annotated as steroidogenic acute regulatory protein. Gene Ontology annotation, biological process: regulation of steroid biosynthetic process; steroid biosynthetic process; intracellular cholesterol transport. Gene Ontology annotation, molecular function: cholesterol binding; cholesterol transfer activity. The coding region runs from base 295 to 1152 and encodes 285 amino acids. The transcript has 7 exons. NCBI's taxonomy places the organism in Eukaryota, Metazoa, Chordata, Mammalia, Artiodactyla, Bovidae. The record is from RefSeq and is a predicted model, not a curated record. Gene Ontology annotation, cellular component: mitochondrial intermembrane space; mitochondrion.